Messenger RNA from Poecile atricapillus (Black-capped chickadee), 2104 nucleotides. It is a transcript of the gene TREM2, whose product is annotated as triggering receptor expressed on myeloid cells 2. The record is from RefSeq and is a predicted model, not a curated record. Gene Ontology annotation, cellular component: cell surface. NCBI's taxonomy places the organism in Eukaryota, Metazoa, Chordata, Aves, Passeriformes, Paridae. Gene Ontology annotation, molecular function: signaling receptor activity. The transcript is spliced from 4 exons. The coding region runs from base 208 to 1002 and encodes 264 amino acids.
GGUGGAAGAGCUUUAAGGUCCCUCCACCCUAAACCAUUCUGUGAUUCCAUGAUUAAAUCCUGCUCCAGUGGAAGCCUCCAGGCCUGUGGCUUAAGGCCACCACGUGCUGCUCCCUUCCAGGCUGACUGAGCUGCGGCUGGGACUGUCAAUGCUGAUGCCUGAAUUUUCAGCCCACGAGAGCAGUGCCCAUCCCUGGAGAGUUGCUCAAUGUGCAGGAUGAAAAAGAUGCCAAGUUCCUGUGCUCCUUCCUUCCGGCACAGCGAGGAGGAGGGGGAGAGGAGCUGCCCAAGGGCAGAGCCAGCGUCACUCCUCUCCAGGCUCCUCUCCCGUUCCUUCUCUGCUCAGCUCAUGGAGAAGCUCCUGCACCUCACCUUGGUCUUCCUGUCAGCAUCCUGUGCUGCAGAGAACGUCACCGUGGUGGCCGCCAUGGAGGGGGACACCAUUUCUGUCAACUGCUCCUACGACCCCCGGCAGUGGUGGCGGGAGAAGAGCUGGUGCAGGCAGCUGGACCAGAGCCGGUGCCAGCAGGUGGUGAGCUCCCCACCCGCGUGGCUGCCCUUCCCCAGGACCAGGAGAGGCACCACCUCCAUCAGGGACAACACCCGCACCGGGCUCCUGACGGUCACCCUGAGGCGCCUCCGCAAGGAGGACGCGGGGCUGUACCAGUGCAAAACGGAUUUCCUGGGAGAAACAAAGAGCCUGAGGAAGGUGCGGGUGGAAGUGCUGGCAGCAGCUGACCUGGUGACCCACGUGCCAGAGGAGCCCAGAGCUGUGCAGAGCAUCUCCAGGUCCCCUCCCAAGGUGGAUUUCACUGUUUUCUACAUCCUCGCUGGAUUCCUGGUGGCCAAGUUCAUGGUGGCUGUGCUGGUCUGUGUUGUUGCCCACAGCAGGAAGAACAGGGAGAGAGGGCAGAACCCAGGCCUGGGUGAGCAGCAGGUGCUCCCGUUCCCUGCUGACCUCAGACGUGAUGGAAUUGGCCUCUCCUGGGAGAGCUCUGCAUGAGCCAAGCCAAAGGGAAUCCAUGGAAAAGGAAAAUCAGGCGUUUGCCACCUGCCGUAAGUAAAGGAUCGCUACUCAACACAGGAAGAACCUGUCACUCUGGAGAGGGAACAUCCUCAUCUUCUUCACCACCUCUUCCCCUUGGCACCUCAUCCCCAGGCAGUUAUUCCAGGCAUCAUUCUCAGGACCAUUCCAUCAUGGUCUGAACUGACACCCAUCAACUUUCUGUCACCUCAGGGCACAGCCAGGUGACAGAUUCUGUCUUUGCAAGGUGAGGAAGAGCAGCUCCCCAAAGCUGCUUUGGACAGUGGGAAUGCUUAGAGAAAAUCCCUGUGGAAAGGAGCAAGGAACUGCAGGAUAUACCAGGAAAGGGAUGUGGUCUCCUUGCAGCUCCAAGCUGGUUUCCUCCUCUCUGAAGGCACUUUGUGAAUACAAGAACAGUCUCUCUGUUGUUCUUCUGUGUUUUCUCUCCCAUGUUCCUCCCUCCCCACAGUGAGGCUGCACUCAGCUCUCCCAGGCUCCAAACCCAUGGGCACUCACAUUUCUUUUUCCCUGCAAAACUCAAUAAAAUGCAGCUGAUUCUCUGGCUUGGUGUGGAUUCCUGCAGGACACCAGGUCACAGUCAUGUCCCAGAGGAGAGGUGAUGCUUGGAACACACUGGAGUGUUUAGAACAUCCAGGAACACUCAGAGCCAGUGGGACAGGCUGGAACAUCCAGAGCCAGCUCCCUGCAAGAACAGCAGCUCAGAGCCCAACCUCUCAUUGCCCACAGAAGCAAUGACUGAAAUCUGCUUAUUUCAAUUACACUUUUGGGUUCUUAUUUUUAGAGUAGUUCUGUGUUUUGUCCAGAAAUUUAAAUUCAUGGUGGGAAUCUGGCAGCCCUUGUCCUUCUGAGGCCUUUCCCUCUCACCACUGUGAGGUUCUCAGUCUUAAAUCAGCAACUUUUGUGGAAGAAAAUCUUUCUUUGUUGCACUUUCCUGGUUCAGACAGGUGACUUGCUGUAUGACUGCAUCCACAGAGAGGAAUUUGCCAUCUGAAAUAAAGCAUCUCCAAGGAAAUGAAAAGAAAUUAGUCAAUAAUUUACUGAUUAACAUCAAAAACAAUGC